UGUGAGGGGGUUUCCAGCACUGGCACCCACCCAAUAAUGGGCUUCCUCAACAUCUGAUGCGUCGAAUUUAAUCAAUUAAUUGCAUUCAGUCGCACACAAUUGGUUUAUCUUUGCCUCGCUGGGCAUUAUUUUAUCCCUCGCAAGUUAAGUGGGCGUUAGGCGAGCAACAGUAGCAGCAGCUAGCUAGCAAGCAAGCUAGGCGUUUCAGCAAUACGCGUGCAGAGAGUUGCUUCAUCUGGGAGUUGCUUUACCAAUGAGAAGUUGUUGUUAAGUACUUGCUCCGACGACGAAACUCGUUUGUCUCGGCAACAACACGAAGUCGCUUUCAACAAAAAAGGUUGCUUAAUUUAAUCAACAAAGCACUAUAACUUCGAACACGACGUUAGUUCAACAACGGAACGUCGCUUUGACAAAACACGCAUGCGACCCACCAAACCAAAAAGUUGCUUCAAACUCGUCCGCGAAAGUUGACGUCGACGGUAAAUUAAUUCAGCACCGCACGCGCGCCUGCACCGACUUAACACCGUUAACACAAUUAUUUUAACAACACCAAUUUAUUCGGCGCAGAGGUCGCGUCGACACCGCAGGUUGUUUCCACCGGCAACACAAAGUUGCUUCAACAACAACAACCACAACAACAACAGCAGCAGCUAUGGGCCCUCUCGCCCUGGCUGCCUUGGUCGCGCUCGCCCAGCACGCCUUCUGCUCCAAGCUGGGCAACGAGUUCAGCUCGUGCCACGCCGCUCCGAGGCGCAUGUGCCAAGCCUCCAAGGACUCGUGCGAGCCCAGGUGCACGGGCUCCGCUCCUGUCCUCCUCGAUGUCUACAUGGAGUCGUUGUGCCCAGACUGCCGGGAUUUCUUCAGGGGCCAGCUCUACGGCACUUGGCUGCUGCUGGGAGACAUCAUGAACGUCACAUUGGUGCCGUACGGCAACACCAGGGAGCAGUCGGCAGGAGACCAGUGGAACUUCACUUGUCAGCACGGCCCGAAUGAAUGCAAGGGGAACAUGCUGCAGGCAUGUCUGAUCUACUUCUUGCCGGAUAGCAAUGAUCAUAUCCCCAUCUUCAAUUGCAUGGAGUCUGCUGCUAACCCCAUUACAGCUGCCGAGCAGUGUACAGCCAUGCUGGCUCCCAAGCAGAACUGGCAGUUGGUAGAGAAGUGUGCCAGUGGCCCCCUGGGAAAUAAACUGAUGCACAAAAAUGCCCAACGUACAGACGCCCUCCACCCUGACCACAAAUACGUGCCCUGGAUCGUCUUCAAUGGGGAGCACACGGAGACGCUUCAGAAUAAGGCUGAGAAUGCCCUGCUUGCCCUUGUGUGCGGCGCUUACAAGGGCCAGUUGCCAGCAGUGUGUGGGAAGUAAAUUGAAGCAGACUGCUCCACAGUCUCCUGGCGCCAUCCACUGGUGCCAGAAAUAUUUUUGACUGCAAUGUCAUUAUAUUCUUGGUUCUUUCGGUAAAGUCGCGUAGAAGGGAAACAAUUAAAUAAUAAAAAUAUAAACCAAUAAAACUCUCACGACGUUUCGACUGCAACACAAGCAAUCAUCAUCAGGUGUGAAAACAACGUCAAGAAAAUUUGAAAAAAGUGUUUUUUUUUACAUUAGCACCACGGAGAGCGAUUUGGCAGUUUAUUCAGGUGGACGAGUUCAUCUAUGUUCGAAUAUGAAUCCCUGCAGUCACGAAAGCUUUAAAUCAAAAUGCAAUGUCAUUGUUUAUGCUUUGUAAAUAUUAAUCGAUAGCAAUAGUUAACAAAGUGUUGAUUUGCUUUGAAAUGUAACCAAACUGAAUGCUCAAUUGUGUCAGAGAAACCUCCUCCCUUCAUAAGACCAAACUGGAUUUUUGCCAAGUGUCUUCGUUGGAGUGGCAAGUUGAAUGCGAGCCAUUGCAGAUGUCGUUGUGUAUGAUCUGUGUGCCUGGUGAAACCUGGGUAAAUCACAAGUUAGUUGGGUGACCUUAAGAUUUAGGAGGGGGAUGUACGGUAAAAUUUAUACCAUUCGACAGAAAAGGGAUCUUUGGCAAUUAAUCACAUCUUCAAGUGCUCUUUGAUUCUUAGUGGUUGGUAAUUGUAAUUGGACAAUGCAACAUUUAUCCAAACCUCAUCUGCAUAUAAUAGAUGUUCUGUGAAAAUUAAGUUGUCCUUUGGAGGCUCUCAAGGCACUUUUAGUGGAGCUGGUCAAUAACUAAUCACUCCGUUUAUACUUUAGUUAUCAGUUCCUGCCUUUGCGUGUCAACGUUGCUAGUAAUAGUCAGAUCUUGCGGUGGGAAGAGAAGCAAACAUCACUUGUCGCUACAUGCAGCUGAUGUGAAUUGUCAUGAUUACUGUUAUUACAUUAUGAUUCGAAGUUGGUGUUAAGAUCAAUGGAAGAGGUGCAGACCAUGAAAACGUUGUAUGGUGCUGUACUUAAAAUAAAAUUUCCACAAACCUUUGCGACGUCUUGA
Molecule: messenger RNA, 2438 nt
Organism: Petromyzon marinus (sea lamprey)
Lineage: Eukaryota; Metazoa; Chordata; Hyperoartia; Petromyzontiformes; Petromyzontidae
Product: gamma-interferon-inducible lysosomal thiol reductase-like
Cellular component (GO): lysosome
Molecular function (GO): oxidoreductase activity, acting on a sulfur group of donors, disulfide as acceptor
Source: RefSeq, a predicted model, not a curated record